UACUAUAUAAGACUGAGUCUAGCAUUUUUAUUAAUAAUUUUAUAACUUCUUAUAUAUCUAUCUAUACCAAGAAACAUGUUAUCAAAAUCCACUAAGAAUAUGAUCAAUUCUAUUUGGUGCUUAAUAAUAAUAAUCAACUACAAUGUUAUGCAAGGUUGCGAAAUCAAAACGUUCUUCAAUGGUACCCUUGAAAAAAGAGAGAUAGAAAACAAUGAUUUAUUCUUCAUUUCUGAACAUAAAGCUGGAUCCAUGAAUAAUGAUUAUAUUACCUUCGAAAAUUGCAAUGGAACACUUAACCUUUUUUAUGAGAGAUGUGAUGGAUAUACUUUUAUAGAUCCUUUGAUCGUUCUUUUUAAUACCACUGAUAUUGGUGGAGGUACUACUAAAAAAAUCUAUAGACUUAACAACAAAGGAACUAACAUUACUAUAAAAGGAUGGCGUACAGCCAACGAUCAAAAUGUUAUUAUAUUACAUUGGUUUAAUUAUUAGAAAAUUAUUUCCUUGGUGAAAAAGAAAAAAAAAAUCUACAAUUUUUCAAAAUUUAAAUUAUCAUCUUUAAAAACUUAACAAAAUAAAUAACAUAAACUUUAUAUAUAUUUUUUUAAGGGGAUUUGAAAUUUAUUUUAAAAAAAUGAUUUAAAUUCUUGUCACUUUAUCAUAUCACAAAUAAAUA
Molecule: messenger RNA, 673 nt
Organism: Gordionus sp. m RMFG-2023
Lineage: Eukaryota; Metazoa; Nematomorpha; Gordioida; Chordodea; Parachordodidae
Exons: 5
Coding region: 76-489 (137 amino acids)
Source: RefSeq, a predicted model, not a curated record